AUGGCGGUGGUUCUUAGUGGAGACGCCAGGGCGGUGGGCGGGAUCGAGGAGAAGUACGUGCUAGAUCGCGAGCUCUGUCGCAGGGAGUUUGGAGUCACCUACCUCUGCCUGGACCACUUCAUCGGGGAACUGCUCGCCUGCAAGUCGAUCUCGAAGAGGAAGCUGCGGACGACGGUUAACGUGGAGGACGUGCGGCGGGAGGUUGCGAUAAUGCGGCACCUGCCGAGGAACUCCAACAUCGUGAACCUGUGGGAGGCGUGCGAGGACGACGGAGUCGUGCAUUUGGUCAUGGAGCUGUGUGAGGGCGGGGAGCUCUUUGACCGCAUUGUGGCGAGGGGCCACUACUCAGAGCGCGCGGCAGCUGUGGUCAUAAAGACCAUUGUUGAGGAUGUCUUCAUGAUCUGUGAGUUCCUUCCUCAGUUCCUUGUGUUGGAAUUGGCAGCAACUUGGGCGGAGAAGGGAGUAUGUCUUCUCCUGCUCCUCCCUUCUGAGAUGGACUGCGAAGCCCUGCAUAAUGGACAUUGA
Messenger RNA from Zingiber officinale, 525 nucleotides. RefSeq names its product calcium-dependent protein kinase 16-like. Gene Ontology annotation, biological process: protein autophosphorylation; intracellular signal transduction; peptidyl-serine phosphorylation. Lineage: Eukaryota; Viridiplantae; Streptophyta; Magnoliopsida; Zingiberales; Zingiberaceae. Bases 1 to 525 code for a protein of 174 amino acids. The record is from RefSeq and is a predicted model, not a curated record. Gene Ontology annotation, cellular component: cytoplasm; nucleus. The transcript has a single exon. Gene Ontology annotation, molecular function: calcium/calmodulin-dependent protein kinase activity; calmodulin binding; ATP binding.